AUGCAUGGUGGCUAUAUCGAGGCACGGAUGGACGGAACCGAGCUGGCUUCUGGCAGCUGGUCCAUUGUUCAUUAUAACGGAGACUGUGAUGUCGAUCUGCCUACAGACUUUUCCAUCGGACCAGCAAAGGCCAUACAACUGCACAUCACCUCUGAUGGAAAGGUGCAGAUAGCUGCACAUUCUCAUAUCGUCCCGCAACCCGCUCUGCUGUCACUGGGCCAAACGCUGCAAGAUAUUCUCAUGCGACGGCACGGCACUGACAACAUUGAGGAUAGCGACUAUCGUAACGAGGAUGAAAACAACAAGAUAGGUUCAAUGGACACGCCUUGGACGCAGCCAUCUUUAUUGAAUUCACCUCCAAGACAAUGUCCUGUUGAACUGUGGCCCGGGGAGUGCGCACUAAGGCUACAGUACGGAAGCACUUCCGGUGACGCGAAGCCGGUGCUGUUGCAUUCGUGGUUCGAGCGGAUGGCACGGGACAUCCCACAUCGAAUUGCCAUUGACUUUUUGACCGACCUGGAGUCUGGCACACGACUGCAAUUCACAUACCAGCAGGUCUCCAACUCUGCCAACGCGCUAGCAUCAGAGCUCAUUCGUUUGGCUUCAGCCAGCGCGGACCACCGUGAAGUCCAGAUCAUUGCCGUGGCCAUAGGGCCAUGUCCGGAGCUGUACGUCGGUUACCUCGCAGCUCUUAAGGCCGGUUUCGCAUUCUGCCCGCUUCCAGUGGAUGCACCAAAGGAAAGGCAGGAGGCACUUUUGGCUGAUUUGAAGCCAGUGGCCAUUCUUACGCAGGACAAAAUGCGCAUCGACACAGCCCUGGUACAGGUCAAUCAUUAUGGCUUCUCUCCCUCGGCAAAAAAUACAAAAGACGGCAGAACGUGGCGCUGGUUCCAAGGCGCCGCGCCCACCUUUGACAUCUCGCUCUUCGAGAUUUUCUGGACACUAAGCACUGGAUCGACGCUUUGUUGUGCUCCGCGACAUCUGACCAUGCAGAACAUUGACGCCGUUCUAUCAACCUUACAAGCCAAUAUCACCAAUGUUACGCCGAGCUUUGCCAAUCUGAUUAGCCCCUCAGUUUUGACUGGGCUCAUGGUCGGUGGUGAGACUCUCAACGCACGCCUUCUACAAAACUAUGCGCAGCACAACCCUGACAUAUCCCCCUCCAAGCACGAGGUCAGAGAGACUUGCGACCUCCCCAGAGGUAUCUUCAAUGGAUAUGGACCAACAGAAGUAGCCAUGUACUCACUGGCCCAGCCGCACGUUCCGGUAGACCAACGUGGAUCUGUCAUUGGCUCACCGCUGGCAACUUGUGGCAUACUGAUUGUGGAAGCAAAUCGUCAUGACCUCAUUCCCAUACCUCGGGGUGGUGUAGGUGAACUAGUUCUCACUGGCCCGCAGGUCAGUACGGUAGGAUACCUGAAUCGCCCGGACGAAACUCGUGCGGCCUUUGUGGACGACAAAAAAUGGGGCCGAGCGUACCGCACUGGCGACCGUGCUCGCAUAGUCUGGAACGAUGAAGGCGAGCCUGUCGUGGAAUUUCUUGGACGCUUCUCGGACGCGCAGGUGAAACUCAGCGGACGCCGUGUGGAACUGGGCGAGAUCGAGAGCGUCCUGGCAAGCAGGGCGGACGGCGUACAGCAAACGCUUUCUUGUGUCUGGAUGCCGCAGGGAGACAGUAGCACAAACGAAUCCUUGGGCUCCGAAAGGGUAGUGAAUCUGGUCGUGGUGGACCAUACAACUGGCCUCGAUUUUGCCACUGUUAGUGCCAAUUGCGCCGAGGCCGCAAGGCAGCAUUUGCCGGACUACAUGAGACCAUUUCGCAUCCUUGAGGGAAAGUAG
Sporothrix brasiliensis 5110 is the source of this 1839-nucleotide messenger RNA. RefSeq lists its product as uncharacterized. The record is from RefSeq and is a predicted model, not a curated record. Gene Ontology annotation, cellular component: cytoplasm. Gene Ontology annotation, biological process: amino acid activation for nonribosomal peptide biosynthetic process; secondary metabolite biosynthetic process. The transcript has 4 exons. NCBI's taxonomy places the organism in Eukaryota, Fungi, Ascomycota, Sordariomycetes, Ophiostomatales, Ophiostomataceae. Gene Ontology annotation, molecular function: phosphopantetheine binding. The coding region runs from base 1 to 1839 and encodes 612 amino acids.